Messenger RNA from Dovyalis caffra, 1197 nucleotides. Lineage: Eukaryota; Viridiplantae; Streptophyta; Magnoliopsida; Malpighiales; Salicaceae. The record is from the annotation of a GenBank genome assembly.
AUGGGCUGCACUAGAGCCCAGGUGUGCCUUAGCAAGGCCCAUAUGCACCUGGGCUCAGCUCCAAGCCAGGAGCCAUCUGUCAUCUUCCUUUUUCCUCCACUGAUCUGGGCUAAGCUGCCCAAUUAUGAGAACCAAUUGAAUGCCUUGAAAGAGAAGGCAAAGGAGCCCCAAGCACCGGAGCCAGAACCAGAGCCUACUGCUGAAGUUCUUUUCCUUUGCAGUUUUGAUGGGUGUGGAAAGACCUUUAUUGAUGCUGGUGCUUUGAGGAAGCAUUCUCAUAUCCAUGGAGAGAAACAAUUUGUUUGUCCCUAUGAGGGAUGUGGAAAGUGCAUGACUUCUGAGGUCUCAUUAUGUUUUUGGAAUGUCUCCAUGAAGUUAAUUGCUGUUAAGUUGAGAGGGAGAGUUCUUCAUGUUCAUUUGAGAUUGGUCCCAGAGCUAUGUUCUAUGGUUGCUGGUAGAAGUUGGUCAGGGUUGCAAUGGGGGAGCCCUAUUUUCAUUGAGCCUUACGGGACAGGGAGUUUAGAUUUACUGGAGGAGUUAGAGAAGGGUGCUAGAAAUGAAAAUCUGGAGAUGGGGAAAGAGAUUUCGAAGGCUGUGCGGCUGUCAACAUAUAGUAUGCACCAUCAUGCUCUUGAAAAAAUUGAUAACAUUCGCAAUACUUUGCUUAAUUCGACACCAGAAGUGGUGAAAUAUACUACACCUCCAGAGAUGAUACCAAAAAAUCCCAAGCCUCCUUCAGGGGUUUAUGGCUCUGCAUCAUCAGAUCGCCCAUACAUUUGUCCUUAUGAAGGGUGUGAAAAGGACUACAUCCAUGAAUACAAGCUCAAACUCCAUCCGAGAAGAGAGCAUCCUGGCCGCAUGGCAGAUGAGAAUGCAGCUCCUGAUGCUGACAAUGAGUUGGAUGAAGGCAGUGAUCAAGAUGCUUAUGUUGGAAAGCGUGUAAAUGGGAAAAGUCAGAAACAGAGCAGGUCAAAACCCAACUUGAAGAUGCCUCCUGUAAAUAUCAUACAACGUAAAGGUUCAAGUCCAUCACCUUCUACCUUGAAUGUAGUGAAAAAGCCUUGGCCAGUUAAGGAUGAAACUUACGAAGAAGAAGAUAGUGAAGAAACCGAGGAAGAGGAUCGUGACAAUGAAGAGGGUGGAUGGAGAUAUGGAGGAAACAAGGAUGAUGAUGAAGAGACGGAGGACGAAGACUAG